GACAACACCAAGCAUUACGGAGCUAACUACUUUGUUCAGCUCGGCUCAAGAAGUCUUGAAAUCGGUAAAAACGUGUUAAAUUUCCCACGACCAGCUAAAGGAAGGGGAAGCUGUCAUGUCUGACCUGCUUAAAGAGAAAUCCCUCAGAAGAGAGAAGAGGGCAGGUAAGGUGUCCUCAGAGGGGAGCCAUGGAGUCAGAGGCAAAGAGACAACAGGCAGGACUAAGGACUCUAUAAGCACUGUGUCGUACAUCGAUGAACUAGCACACCAUGAUGACAACGCUCGGAUGGCUGUAACAAUGGAGAACACCUACCAGAUGGGACCGUACAAACGCAUCCCUGUCCCUGCAGUCACUGAUAUACUGAAGGAUGUACUCACCAGUUACCUCCAAGAGGAGAAAUAUGAAGUAGAAUGGUCCCAAAAAAUGACAAAAACAAUAUGUGAGGUGAUAAGAGCUCGUGUGAAGGACCUCAUGAUCCCCCGAUAUAAGAUUGUCGUCCUGGUCCACAUCGGCCAGCUCGCCGGGCAGAGCAUGCAGAUCAGCAGCCGCUGUCUGUGGGACGCAUCGAAUGACACGUUCGCCUCCUACUCCUUCAAGAACAGCUCUCUGUUUGGUGUGGCAACAGUCUACGCUGUUUACUUAGAGUGAAUCGU
Messenger RNA from Epinephelus moara (kelp grouper), 654 nucleotides. It is a transcript of the gene dynlt5, whose product is annotated as dynein light chain Tctex-type family member 5. Lineage: Eukaryota; Metazoa; Chordata; Actinopteri; Perciformes; Serranidae. The transcript is spliced from 5 exons. Bases 116 to 649 code for a protein of 177 amino acids. Gene Ontology annotation, biological process: microtubule-based movement. The record is from RefSeq and is a predicted model, not a curated record. Gene Ontology annotation, molecular function: dynein intermediate chain binding. Gene Ontology annotation, cellular component: cytoplasm; cytoplasmic dynein complex.